GCAGCCUCUGGUGACACUCAAAUCGUGAGGAAUACGCAGGUUCAGACAGCAGCCUCUGGUGACACUCAAAUCGUGAGGAAUACGCAGGUUCAGACAGCAACCUCUGGUGACACUCAAUUGUGAGGAAUACGCAGGUUCCUGUGUCUGAUGUAUUUGUCUCUCAUGUAAACCAUGUCGUCAAAUUUACUUUGCAUUAAGCUGUGUCACAUCUCUGCCCAAAGCGUUCAUAUGACGCACCUGUGAUGCAUUAUGCAUCCUGCACAAAUAGAGCCCCAUGUCACGACAUCGACCCUCAGUCUCUGCAUCCAAGCAUCACAGAUCGAUAUCAUGACCAGAACACUGAUAUGCAUAUAGUCAUUCCGGGAAGAAAUCUCGUGGUGUUCUGUUUCCUAGAACCGCCCAGUGUCAGUUUGGUUGAACUUACUGCGCUUUCAUACUUAUGACGUGUUAUUAGCUUCCAAUCUUUUUAAUAUGUGAAAACCAUUGCUUCAAAUGUGACUGAACUGGUUUAUGAAUAAUUAUUGUCUUUAUAUCGAAAAAACAGGACAAGCAUGAGUCCAGAAAGCAAGUGCGGAUCCAGCAUUGUUAAAUAGGAUGGGUCCAAUAAGAAAAUCCUCAAUCGGUGUGUGUGUUUCAUCAAAUAAGAUCCGGAGAUCAAUAUGAAAUCAAUUAACUAUCUAUACAUUGAUGGGUGUGUUAGGCGCUCGGGUCAUUAUCCAGAUGUACUGUGCAAUUACAUAUGAGAAUGAUUGAUACAGAAACAUUGUAACGACUUGUAAUCCAACCAACAGUCACCUCACAUCAGCUCCGUGUUGACGAGCGACACGCACGUGGCAUGGAGUGUGGCAGUUUGUUAGCACCGCCGCUGACUUAAGUUUCACCAGCCCGGCGAGGCGGAUAGGUGUCUCGUGUACGAUCUGACCCACACCUACUACUGCUACUCGAUUCCUGAUAGGCUUACUCCUCCGUCAACAUGACGCCAACAGAUCCUUACGUCGGAUUCGAAAUUAGUCAAGAAGCUAGGAUCAUUUUUAUCAUUAUCGGUAUCUUCUACGUCGUCAUGGGUACGUUUGGCAAUCUCCUCAUCAUUGUCACUGUGGCAAGCCAUCGCGUGCUCCGAACCCUUCACGGCAUCUACAUCGUCAAUCUUGCCGUGGCCGACUUGAUCAUUCUAGGAUACGUUGUGUCUUAUCUCCUGGUGGAUCUUAUGACAGGAAGAUACUCCGUUGCUGGACCAGGGCACUGUGUCUUUAACGGGUUCCUUAUUGUGUGCGCCUACGUUGCAUCUCUCCUCACCCUCACCGUUAUCUCCAUAAACCGCUACCUCAACAUUUGCCACAGCGAUACAUACCGCCGUGUCUUCACGAAACACACAACCAUUACAAUCUGUGUUUGUAUCUGGGUGGUUGCAGCACUCAUGACGCUACCACCUCUCGUUGGCUGGGGCCGCUUCCGGUAUGACCGGAAGUUGCACUACUGCGGAUAUGACCGAACAGCUAACUUCGGCUACACUCUUUUUCUCCUCCUCGGCAGCAUCGCCGCUCCAGCCAUCAUCAUCUUCAUCUGUAACUUCUACAUCUACCGCUACGUCAGGAACGCCAAAAAUAGGAUCAGACAGACAGGGUUGCCGUCUAACAGAACCCCCAAGCCUGCUGAGAUAUCUCUCAUCAAGACACUGUUUGCCGUGUUCCUCUGUUUCGCGGCACUCAUGAGCCCCUACAUGAUCACUACCAUUGCUGACAGAGACGACACAUGGCCCGCUACCGUCCACAUCGCCUGUUCAUACACCUCCUUUACCAACUCCUGUGUUAACUGGUUCCUCUACGGUCUCAUGAACCGCAGCUUUAGGGAAGGGUACAAGAAAACCCUCUGCUUCUGGCGUCAACCAACGCAACUGUCUCCAGACAAUAUGCACGUGGACAAUGUGCUUCCCGGAGCGUCCAAAAUCAGUGACCGAACAAGAUCGACAGAAGAGGGGAACGGCGUGAACCAUAUUGAACGUUCGUGUAACAAUUUGCUCACUGUCAAGCCAUACACACACUAUCCGAAGUACGAAAGCACAUGUAUGUGAAUCUUCGAAGGUGCUUCACAAGGGUGUCUAAUCAUCAUAUCAGUCAGUUCAAUACAACCUUGAAGAUCCGUGGUAGAAUGAGUCUUCAGCAACCCAUACUUGCCGUAAAAAGCGAUUAUGCUUGUCGUAAGAGGCGACUAACGGCAUCAGAUGGUCAGACUCGCUGACUUGGUUGA
Messenger RNA from Haliotis rufescens (red abalone), 2247 nucleotides. Its product is annotated as melatonin receptor type 1B-A-like. Gene Ontology annotation, molecular function: G protein-coupled receptor activity. Gene Ontology annotation, biological process: G protein-coupled receptor signaling pathway. The coding region runs from base 974 to 2071 and encodes 365 amino acids. The record is from RefSeq and is a predicted model, not a curated record. Lineage: Eukaryota; Metazoa; Mollusca; Gastropoda; Lepetellida; Haliotidae. Gene Ontology annotation, cellular component: membrane. The transcript is spliced from 2 exons.